Molecule: messenger RNA, 450 nt
Organism: Miscanthus lutarioriparius
Lineage: Eukaryota; Viridiplantae; Streptophyta; Magnoliopsida; Poales; Poaceae
Source: the annotation of a GenBank genome assembly
AUGGAGCCGGAGAUGGUGGGGGCGGGCUCGCGGCGCCGGCGGCCUCAAGGCUAUCAGCGGCGGCAUGGCGACCUCGGGGAGGGAGCGUCUGUGCCGGGAGGCAGCCACCGGCGGGGCACCACCGGGGGCUGCGCCGCGCAGCCUGGGAGCCACCGGGCCGGCAGUGCGAAGCGUGCGGAGGUGGCCGCGCGCAGGCACAGGAGAGCUAGUGAGGGUAGCACAGGCCGGCUUCCAACCACGCCUCGUGCUCCUCUGCAUGCCCCUUCCACUUCUGCUGGUACAGCCAGGAAGGAAACUGACCCUGAUCUGAUCCCUAUCCCUACUCCCAGAACUAGAGGAGAUGCUCAACCUGCCAUGGCUUUGCAGGUCACCGGCGCCCUAUUUGUAGGUAGGCAAGCAGCCUGCAGCAAUGGUGGAGUAGUACUGAUUCAGUGGUGCUCGCUCCAGUAG